AUGAUUUCAUAUUACAUUGGCCAAUCAGACCGGUUUGUCAGGCUAGCUUACCAGAGUAGUACCAUUACAGGGUUGGAAAAUCAUAACAAAUUUAUCAUUUUAGCUAUUAAAAUGUUACUUAUAGUGACAAAAAAGUAUAAAGCAAAGUUGAAACCAAAGCAAGAGCUGAUUGUAUAUUAUCGCUUGGGGAAAUUGUACCUUAUUGAGACAACAAACAUACACAAAGCAGAAGAGUACAUCAAUAAGGCUCUAGAUAUCGCCAAUUUCCAUGAAUUCAAGCAAAUUCGAUUCUAUUGUGAGCUAUUGCUUGCCCAGAUUUUAGAAACCACCAACCUCAAACUAUGUGCCAAUUAUGUAUUUUCAAAAGGUCAGUAUUAUAAACAAAAGGGAGACCAUGUCUAUUCUAAUUUAUUUCAAUUAUUGAGAAUUAAAAGCUUAAUAGUUUCAGAUUGUGCAACUGCAUUAGUUGUCCUUCAGGGCCUGAUUCUAGAUCCUAAUUUAAAUGAUUCGAUCAAGUGUCUUUGUUUGAUUUAUGAAGCAAAUUUACAUUGUUAUCGAGGCUCACCAGACAUUGCCAUCAAGUUAUUAGGAGAAGCGGAACAAUUAGCUUAUAGGGACGGUGAUAACCCAAUCAUGCCAGUUCAAAUUGAUGGAAUGAUAUUAUUAUGCAGAUUAACCGCAUAUCUGAAUAUGAAUAUGGUUGCGGAAGCUGAAAGCUGCAGAAAGUUGAUUUCAAACUAUAUAAAAGCGCAAACUGAAGAGGGUUGGAAAUCGUGGAAUGAUAAUGGGAUUGUUAGAGUAGAGAUUGACGAGUUGGAUCAUGAUACCACAAUUCCAUUUCUCUUUCGUUGGUUGAACUCGGAUGAGUUCGUCAUUACUUACUAUCUAAUUACAGGAUCUACGUAUAUGUCACAUGAUGGUUAUAGUGAAAAAGUGUUUGAUAGAUGUUUGCAGAUGAUAAGUGACCAAAAGAAGAGAAUCUCAAAUGGAGGAAGCAAGUCAUUACUUUCGCCCCGGGAAGUCGCGAAUAGAAUGUUGAAACUAAGAUAUUUGCAAUUUGUGAUUGCUUUCUAUAAAACCUGGAUUGGGUUUCUUAAAGGCGAAUACAAGAAAAUAACCAAUAUGAAUGUAUUCAUGAAUGAAAACAACAGUAAAUUCUCAAGUGAAGAGUAUUCUUGUUUUAAGCCAUUGUUACCUUUAAUUUAUUAUAUGUUUGCAGCAUUUUAUCAAGACAAAGGUGAUAUACAAGCUGCUAAAUAUUACUACCUUAAGGUGAGAACCAUGACCAGUUCCAAUAUGUCCCAAGAAACUAAGAAGAGUCCAGAACAAAUAAUAAACACAUCACUAUUCCAAUUGCAAUUGGGAAUAGGAUGUGAUGCUUUGGCAGCCAAGGGCCAAUUUAAUGAAUUGUAUGUGUUUUCAAGUAUACAGCUUUAUAUCUUGCUUGAAUUUCAAUUGACGGAAAUCAAACAAAAUGUUUCUAAUGUCAAAGAUCAGCAAAUGCUUGAAGAUCAUGUAAAUUUAAAACUGGAGUUGGUACAAGAGUUGAGAAAUAUCUUCAAAGCCAAGCAAACUUCUAAUAGCUUUGCUGUGAAUUUUACUGGUUCAAAUCUAAUGUUGACCAUAACUUAUUUCUUAGUAAAUGAUAUUUUAUCAGAAACACAAGAAGGUGACAAGUCCGGUAUUGAACCAAGUCUUGAAGCUUCCUUCCAUACAGGGUUAAAACUCUUGGGAAAGAAGACAACAUUCACGCUUAUGCAUUUCUUAAUCAGCAACUAUAUUUUAACGAAAUCUUCCAAUAUGGAUCAAAAGGAACGAAUUUCAGAAAUGGUCAAGGAACAAGUGGCCCAAAAUGGUUUAAAAUCACCACAAUCUACCCCCGAUUUAUCAAAAAUUAUCCGAGUAAUGUUGUUGAAGCACUUGCAAAAAAAAUACCACAGUGUGGGAGAUUUACAAAAUGCAAAGAUGGCCGAACUUCAAUCACUGUAUUAUUAUAAGUGCUUACAGGAUAAGUUUAAGUUUUUGUUUGAAAACACAAGGUAUUUUGAUAAAGGAGAUAUACCAGUAGCUAAGAUAAAUUCAGAGAGUCCACCCACCACAUCAGACUCUGUUGAAAGGAAGCAGUUGGAUAGAUAG
Spathaspora passalidarum NRRL Y-27907 is the source of this 2136-nucleotide messenger RNA. RefSeq lists its product as uncharacterized. Bases 1 to 2136 code for a protein of 711 amino acids. NCBI's taxonomy places the organism in Eukaryota, Fungi, Ascomycota, Pichiomycetes, Serinales, Debaryomycetaceae. Gene Ontology annotation, biological process: mitotic sister chromatid cohesion. The record is from RefSeq and is a predicted model, not a curated record. The transcript has a single exon.